Molecule: messenger RNA, 3232 nt
Organism: Mus caroli (Ryukyu mouse)
Lineage: Eukaryota; Metazoa; Chordata; Mammalia; Rodentia; Muridae
Gene: Nipa2
Product: NIPA magnesium transporter 2
Biological process (GO): magnesium ion transport
Cellular component (GO): membrane
Molecular function (GO): magnesium ion transmembrane transporter activity
Source: RefSeq, a predicted model, not a curated record
CGCGCGCGGUUUACGUCACUAAUCUGCGCCCAGGUUUCCCGGCAGGUUCUCGGCGGCUCCUCUGGUGCUGGCCGCGGUGCGGCCGAAGGCUGUCCGAGGUAGGCUCUUCUCGGCUCUCCUAUGGAGGAGGCGGCGCUCACUGCAGUCCCGGAUGCACGAACUUCCCGCGGGACGUCGCCGGAGACGGUGGCUGUGUGCGCGCAGGAGCGAGCUGCCUGCGUGGGGGUCUGAGCGGGCACCGGGGUCGCGUCCCGGAGGGAGCCGAGUCGCCCGCCGGCCUGCGACGGCCCUAAGGGUGGAACUACUCUGCCGUGGUUAAAUACUUUAAAUGGGAAUUAAGGAUAGCGUUUCCAAGAAAAUGAGAAUGAAUAAAUCAUCUCUGUUUUUUAAAAGAAAGACCAUAUUAAACUUACAUGUUUGAGGACUGAGUCACCUUGUCUCCUGUACAAGCAGUUUCUCUGUUCGGUGAUCAAUGUCACUCACAGGAACUUAAGUAACUAACGAAAUGAGCCUGGGGCGUGGAAAAUAUGAUUUUUAUAUUGGUCUGGGAUUGGCUAUGACCUCCAGCAUUUUCAUUGGAGGGAGUUUCAUUUUGAAAAAAAAAGGCCUUCUGCGACUUGCCAGGAAAGGCUCCAUGAGAGCAGGUCAAGGAGGCCAUGCAUAUCUUAAGGAAUGGUUGUGGUGGGCUGGACUGCUGUCAAUGGGAGCCGGUGAAGUGGCCAAUUUUGCUGCAUAUGCAUUUGCUCCGGCCACAUUAGUGACUCCACUAGGUGCGCUCAGCGUCCUCGUAAGUGCCAUUCUGUCUUCAUACUUCCUAAAUGAAAGACUUAAUCUUCAUGGGAAAAUUGGGUGUUUGCUAAGUAUUCUAGGGUCUACAGUUAUGGUCAUUCAUGCUCCAAAGGAAGAGGAGAUUGAGACCUUAAAUGAAAUGUCACAUAAGUUAGGUGAUCCAGGUUUUGUGGUCUUUGCAACAUUUGUGGUCAUUGUGGCCUUGAUAUUCAUCUUUGUGGUGGGACCUCGACAUGGACAGACAAACAUUCUUGUGUAUAUAACAAUCUGCUCUGUGAUUGGAGCAUUUUCAGUCUCCUGUGUGAAGGGUUUGGGUAUCGCCAUAAAAGAGUUAUUGACUGGAAAGCCUGUUCUACAGCACCCCCUCGCCUGGAUUCUACUGUUUAGCCUUGUGGUCUGUGUGAGCACACAGAUUAAUUACCUAAACCGGGCUCUGGACAUUUUCAACACUUCCAUUGUGACUCCAAUAUAUUAUGUGUUCUUUACAACUUCGGUUUUGACUUGCUCAGCUAUUCUUUUUAAAGAAUGGCAGGAUAUGCCUGUUGAUGAUGUCAUUGGGACUUUGAGUGGCUUCUUCACAAUCAUUGUGGGGAUAUUUUUGUUGCAUGCCUUUAAAGAUGUCAGUUUUAGUCUAGCAAGUCUGCCAGUAUCUUUUCGAAAAGAUGAAAAGGCAAUGAAUGGCAAUCUUUCUAGUAUGUAUGAAGUUCUUAAUAAUAAUGAAGAAGACUUACCCUGUGGAAUUGAACACACUGGUGAAAAUAUUUCCCGUAGGAAUGGAAACCUGACAUCUUUUUAAGGACAUGUUUGAAACGUUAACCUAUAAUUCUGUUAUAAAGUGAUUUUCGAGUAUCAGAAUGUAUCUGAAAAAAAUUAUCCUCAAAUAAUGUCCUCUAAAGACAAUCUUUUUUUAAGUUUUCACUAAUUUGGAUCAAGAAAUUACUUUUCUUAUAGUUAAACAAUGGUAGCUCACUAAUAUGACCUCAGUACAUGGCUAAUUUCUAAUAACAUUGUAUUAUUGUAAAGGUAUUUUACAUUUUUAUUCAUUCUCCAGAAAUUUAAAUGCACUAAUGACAAGUUUUAAGCUUAUAAAAAUGUUUUAUUUUUUCCAUUGGUGAUGAACAUUAAAAUGUACAUUUGUGAUCCCAAUUCCAUCAAUACCUCAUCAUACUAAGGCUUUUUGAUUAUAAAGAUAUGUGUGUGUGAUUCUAAGAAAAUAAUUCUCAGGUGGUGAUUUGUCACCCAAACAUCUGGUUUCCCACACACAUCUGCUGGCCUCCUUUUGGAAAAACCCACUGUGCUAUCAGUCCGUACUUGCUGUUUCCAUAGUGACUAGAUCUCUGUGUCAUUUUAUGUGAGCUCUUGGACCUUUCAGUGUGGUUCAGAAUGGGUUAGAUUGUCAUUCAGCCCUUAACUCUGGGUUAUCAACAGAAACUUGUGUUUCCUUAAAUUUAGAAACUCAUGCUUGCAUAAAAUGGCAGGUUGGAACAAAAUCCUUAUUUUGAUCCUAAUUGCUUAGAUUUAAAAUGUUUGUAAAAUAGGUCUCUUUGAACCAAGUGAUUUAUUUUGCUUCAGAGUUUGCUUUUUUUUUUUUAGAAACUGUGAGAAAAUAUUUAGAAAAAUAUAAGCAGGUACAAAAAGGUUAGGCCAAUGUAAGGAACAUUCUCUGGCUUUAGACUUGCCCACUUCAAAGUCAUGUACUAGCUUAAAAAAAAAUCACUCCCCUCCAUCCUAUCCCUCACUGACAGGAAGAGCUGAAGCUGUUUCCUGUUCCUGCCCAUGGUUGUAUAGUAGCUUAGUAUACUGGUUUUGUGGGGGAAAAAAUAUUUAUUUUGGAGUGGGGGUAGCUUUGUUCUAUUUAUUAUUGGCACUCUUAAGGACUCUUGCCUUCUCUGACUGCCUCCCUCUAUGUAAGUCCUUUUUGGGCCAUACUUGGUUCCAGUCACAGGACCCAGUAUAUUCUACACAAAUGUUCUAAAACUGAGCUACAGUUCCAGCCUUCCUAUAUAACUUAUAAAUGUCAGAGAGAAUAGGCUUCCCCCUUAUCCUCACAAAUAUAAUUUAUGUCUGUUUUAUGUACUGUAUGUCUUAUUUUGCACAUAAAAAAAAAAGCCAAUGUUCAUUCCCUUGGGGGUGAAAAGUUUCCUCAUUGAGAAUGUGUGUUGUACAUACGACACUUUAUACGUACAUAAUCUUGUACGCAAGCAUUUUAUUUGGCCUAUCACUUGGUAAUAUAGUGGUUAACUUUUAAAAUCUACACUUCAUAGGGUCGGUACAGAUGCUAUUACGACUAUUCAUAUCAACAAAAAUAUUUUAGGUAACUUUUUGAUAAAUAGGCUUGUUUAAAAUGUAACUCAGGUUUACAGUACAGCUGGAUAGUACCUGUGUUUUAUUUUCUGUGUAAAAUAAAGCUUAAAGCUUUUGGACUUCAGGGUUUCCCAGCCCA